AUGCCCAUGUCCAUGAUCUACUUUGCUAGUUUGUUUCCGUAUCUACUUGAUAUUAAAGUGGUCUUAGUUGGAUUUGAUCUUUGGGUAAGACAAAUCAAUGUACCCUUAACAUUUUCUGGCGAACUAUUCAAUGGGUAUCCAAGGUAUAAGAAGGAAGAUAAGGAUGGUAAUUGGGUUGAUAUAGUUGAUUCUUGGAGUUGGUCCAACUACAAAGUGCUUCUUCCAGACCUGAAGAAAGUUGGUAGGCAGCUCUCUCAACGGUCAGGUCUCAUGAUGAGCAUAUCCACCCCUUGUUCAUCUCGGGUGAUGGAGCAGUUCUUCGGCUUAGUUAACACUUUCUUGCGUGACACAUGGAGGAGGAGGCUCAAGAUACAUACAUACAAGGUUGUGCCUUUUACUCCCAGUGCUGGUGUUCAAGAGUGGGUGAACGGAACUUUCCCGCUUGGUGAAUAUCUGAUUGGAAGCUCCAGAAAUGGAGGUGCUCAUGGAUUCUACGGAGUAGGGGAUUGGACUUUUAUGGAUUGGACUUUUAUGGAAACUAACAAGCCCAAGGCAUCCAGGAAGUCUGCCAGAAUUUCUGGUGCCAGUCAUGCAUUACUUCUUCUUGGAGAGGUUUUCACAGCCUGCGGACUGGUGGGUUACAUCGUAGGAUUAGGUGACCGGCAUUCCAUGAAUAUCUUGAUCAAUCAAGCUACAGCAGAAGUUGUCCAUAUUGAUUUAGGAGUCGCAUUUGAGCAAGGACUGAUGCUAAAAACACCUGAACGGGUUUCAUUUAGGCUGACGAGAGACAUCAUAGAUGGUAUGGGAGUAACUGGUGGAAGGAGUUUCUAG
Striga asiatica is the source of this 831-nucleotide messenger RNA. The record is from the annotation of a GenBank genome assembly. Lineage: Eukaryota; Viridiplantae; Streptophyta; Magnoliopsida; Lamiales; Orobanchaceae.